UAUAUGUCUCCCUUCCCCGCCCUAGUAUCGCUCGAGCAGUGCCACAGUGAACAUAAGUGGCUAGAGCGGCGCCAACACUCCACCCUGAGAGAUACGCGCAGAUAAGAGAGACCGGGAAAAACGCGCAGGUAAUCUCUCAUUAGGGGGCGGGACGGGCUGAAUGACAUCACGCAGGAUGACGUCACGGAAGCGAACGAUGACGUCACGCAAAAUGUCGUUCUUCGGAGGGAACGUCUUCGCCACACCCGUUGGCCAGAAAAUAGUGGUGUGAGGGAAAGUUGUCACGCUCUUGAAGGACACACACACACACAGUAGGAAGUGUCAGUCUCUAACCGGUGCACACAGGAACCAACGAAAAGUGUACAUUCCUGCAAGCCAGUGUUCCUAUCCCAUCAUCACCAUGCCCCCAUCACUUGUUGCCCAGAAAAUAGAGCAGGCCACAUGGGAGACCCUUCCCUCGGAGGACUGGGGCCUGAACCUGGAGGUGUGCGACCUGGUCAACGAGUCCGAGGAUGGGCCGCGCGAUGCCAUCAAGGCCAUCAGGAAGCGGCUCACCACCCAGCCCAAGAACUACACAGUGGUCAUGUACACCUUAACUGUACUGGAGGCCUGUGUGAAGAACUGUGGCAAAAGGUUCCAUAUCCAUGCCUGCAGUAAGGACUUUGUGCAAGAGCUGGUGAAGCUGAUUGGCCCCAAGAAUGAGCCGCCCCCAGCUGUUCAGGAAAAGGUGUUGUCUCUCAUCCAGGCUUGGGCCGAUGCCUUCAGACACCAACCAGAACUGUCGGGUGUCAGCCAGGUGUAUGCUGAGCUGAAGCAUAAGGGAGUUGAGUUCCCAGCCACCAACCUGGAGACCAUGGCCCCCAUCAUCACACCCCAGAGGACCUCGGCUGCUCCAGAACCCCGACCCAUCUCACGGCCCCCGACUGCCAGUACUGGGGGAAGCGUGCUGGCCACCUCGCCCCGACGGCAGGCCCCACACCACCCUGCUCCACCUGCCCCAACCUCACCCGCUGCCCCGGCUGCAUUAACAGCUGAGCAACGGGCCAAAUUACACAGUGAGUUGGACGUGGUUGAGUCCAAUGCAAAGGUGUUAGCUGAGAUGUUGACCGAACUGAGCCCCGGCAAGGAACACCAGGAGGACCUACAGCUGCUGCAGGAACUUCACGCCACUUGUCGGGCCAUGCAGCAGAGGGUAGUUGAGCUGGUGGGCCGGGUCAACGAUGACCUGCUGACCGCUGACCUCCUCAGGAUAAACGACAACCUCAACAACCUCUUUAUCAGGUAUGACCGCUACAUGGGCAAGGUGAAGAGUGCUGGCAGCCCCAGUAAAGCUGCUCCCCAGACUCAGCCAGCCAUACCUCCUCCCCAGCGGCCCCCACAGCAGACCCCAGAAGUGUCGCUAAUUGACCUGGCUGAUGACCCUCCCUCGGCACAGCUGGCCUCCCUCACUGUGGCUGCCUCCCCUCAGAAGGCCAAGAAAAAUGAGGAUGCCGACUUUGACAUGUUUGCCCAGUCCCGGACGGCCACCUGUGAAAACACACGGACAAGCAACAACGCUAACCAGGAAAGCAGUGAAACAGACGUGCCCUCCUUGGCCCCAGUCGCUCCAUCACGGCCUAACGCUGCUCAGGAAGCUCUGUGGCAACAGAAAGACAGUGACUUUGACGAGAUGGAGGCCUGGCUGAAUGAACAACCUGUGCCAGCACCGCGGGAGGAGACUAUAUCCUCCUCAGAAUUUGACAGGUUCUUGGAGGAGCGUGCAGCAGCAGCAGACGCUCUGCCAACCAUCACCGCUGCCACUGGGUCCUCUGGCCCGAGGCAGCGCACUCUAGCCCGAGAUGACAAGGACACCAAUCAGAUGUUUGCACUCUGAGGUCCUAAAUGUCUUGCCUGACCCAUCCUGCCUCUGGGAGCUGGGCUCAUCCCAAGGCAGGCUGCACUUUGUCCUUCCUGUAGCAAGGACGGAAUUUGUUGUGAGUCUGGUACAGUCAUUCCAGGCCACCAGGGCCUCUUGGAACCCGUGGCUGUUCUGCACCUCAGUCGGUGUGUUAUGUGAUGUCUUCUCAUCCAUUUCUUCAUUUCUGGUGUGCUGGCUGUUGAGGUGCAUUUAGCCACUGGGAUGUGUCCAUGAAAUGUUAUGAAUAACUGACGUACAAGGUUGAGGCUCGUCGCUGCGUGUCUCAGAGUGCACGGCGGCAUGGCAGGCCGCCACCUUGUGCACCCUAAUAUUCCUUAUACCUUAGUAAGUUUAUUUAACUUGUUUGAUACACUUUUAAGAUAUUUUAAAUAUAGUUCAGCAUCAAUUUAAAUAUUCUUCCACUUUCUAAGUUAAGUUAUGUAACAGCUUGUGUAUACUUUGCAGUUUCAACAAUUAUUCAUGUUUGAUUUAAAAAUUAAGAUUUUUAUAUGUGUGGUUUUAUGCACACAAACACAUAGAACCCCAUGAGCAUAGCUCAUUUCCUGUAUAUCACAGCUUGGUAUAUACAACUUGGUAUAUACCCACACAAUAUAUAUAUAUAUAUAUAUAUAUAUAUAUAUAUAUAUAUAUAUAUAUAUAUAUAUAUAUAUAUAUAUAUAUAUAUAUAUAUAUAUAUACACACACACACACACACACUAUUUUUCGGCGUAUGACUCACUUCUGAAGAGAAAAAACGGUCUCAAAACUACCCUGCAUCCUAUACACUGAAGGUGAAAACAAAUUUGACUCCCUGUGCCUACCUUACCUUGUAUAGCGAGGACUAGUGUGAUCAACCUUUAGUGGGCGGUCCCACUCAGAAGGGAAGGUGGCUGGGGGCAGGGUGGCAUCAUUGGAAGGAGAGGUGGACGAGGGGCAGAGCACCAUGUAAUAGCCUUCACUACUCAUUACAGUAACACUGUACAACUUUGUAGCCUCGGCACAAUAAGCCACAACAUUAGCCCUGAUUAAUAAUUUUGUCUUAACACUCCCAGUUUUGUUCCAGGUAACAGGAUAAUAAGGUAUCUCUACCCUACAGACUGUUACCAGAAUGUGUUUGGGCUGGACUACAAAUUUAAAGCCUUGUAACUUUUGCAUCAAUAAACUUUCAAUCAAGAAUUACUCAUUGAAAAGAACUUGAUAAAGACACCUGUGCUGCACUCUGUGUUGGGCCUUACUCUAAUUAUAGUUGAUGAAUUCAUUGUAAAGUAUGCAGAGGAAUAAUUAAAGAUUAUGCUGAUGUUGAACAAUUAAGAAAUUAAAAGCUGGGAUUUUUCCCUUGAAGAUAGCCUUGAAAAUACAGGUGUGUCUUAUACACCGAAAAAUUAUAUAUACUUACACACGCAUGCAUAUAUAUAUAUAUAUAUAUAUAUAUAUAUAUAUACAGAUAUAUAGAUACAUAUAUAUAUACAUAUAUAUAUAUAUAUAUAUAUAUAUAUAUAUAUAUAUAUAUAUAUAUAUAUAUAAAACUUUUUUAUUCACAUCAGUCAUGUAGAUAUAUAGAUCUGUAUAGAUAGCACCAAAUACUAACUAUAAAGGUCUAUAGAUCAAAAUGUUUGUACCAUGAAUUUAUAUAAAUGCAGAUUUAUGGGUAAACUUGUAUGUAACUACAAGUGAAAUGUAUGCUGUGUUUAAUCAAAAAACUUAAAAUACUUAGAUGGAAAUAAAAGUUUCAAUGCAAUUGCUGCUCCACUGUGGCACCAGCAUGCAUUGUGAUGGCUUGCCCCGCUGGCCACGAGCAAGGCUGCUGCACCUGUCUUGAACCGUGUACUGUACUCCCUUGUGCCUUUCUGAUGCACUGCUGCCGCUGCUGCUGCCACCUCACAAGUUUUAUGGAUUUGUUAACGUGGUAAUGAGUGCUCCCUGUUUGGCUGUCAGUGGACCUCAAUAAUGUGUUUUAUCUAGCUUAUUAUUUUAUUUUUCCUACUGAUAUCAUUUGCAGGAUAUAAAACUAUCUAUUUAUUGCCACUUUCUUCAUAAAUGUAAAAUAUUAACAGUGAACAUUUCCUCUCCUCCUUUUAGACUAUUUGGAAAACCCUAGAAAGCACAAGCAAGAGUGUAUGUCUGGUCUCAUGGUUACUGGCAGCCUCUAGUCCCCUAAGCCUGCCUCUCCCCUCACCCACAGCCACUGAUCUUGCCUUCCACUUCAACCUAUUUUUUACAAACUCAUCGUCACCAUCAUCGAUCAGAUUAUGUCAUGGUGUAGAUCAUUUUAUAUCAAAGAAAAGAUAACCUUAACCAGUGGGCUGCAGCUUUAGGAAGGGAGCAAGACUUGGGGGAUUAAGUCGCUGGCAGGAACUCAAGUUGAUGUAGAUUUUGGGCAGCUUGAGGAAAGUCCAUUUCAGAAGGCACAGGCAAGACUUAUCACAUGCCACCUAAGGACACAGUGAACUAAUUUGACUAACACUUUGAUAUUUGAUUCAGCUCAGCAGGCUUAACAAAUACAGGAAGGAGUAACAUAUGCAAAGAUUCAUAAUAUAGAAAAUACUGACUUCUGUCGAUUUCAACUUCAGUCAUUGGAAAUGUAUAAAUAUUCAGCAGGUCCUAUGGAAAUAAAAGGGAUUCCAUUCA
This is a messenger RNA of Eriocheir sinensis (Chinese mitten crab), 4525 nucleotides long. Its product is annotated as TOM1-like protein 2. The coding region runs from base 401 to 1873 and encodes 490 amino acids. Lineage: Eukaryota; Metazoa; Arthropoda; Malacostraca; Decapoda; Varunidae. The transcript is spliced from 15 exons. The record is from RefSeq and is a predicted model, not a curated record. Gene Ontology annotation, molecular function: clathrin binding; phosphatidylinositol binding; ubiquitin binding. Gene Ontology annotation, biological process: signal transduction. Gene Ontology annotation, cellular component: membrane; endosome.